Podarcis raffonei (Aeolian wall lizard) is the source of this 1785-nucleotide messenger RNA. Its product is annotated as cytochrome P450 2J2-like. The transcript has 7 exons. Gene Ontology annotation, molecular function: oxidoreductase activity, acting on paired donors, with incorporation or reduction of molecular oxygen, reduced flavin or flavoprotein as one donor, and incorporation of one atom of oxygen; iron ion binding; heme binding. Lineage: Eukaryota; Metazoa; Chordata; Lepidosauria; Squamata; Lacertidae. Gene Ontology annotation, cellular component: intracellular membrane-bounded organelle; cytoplasm. The record is from RefSeq and is a predicted model, not a curated record. The coding region runs from base 1 to 1149 and encodes 382 amino acids. Gene Ontology annotation, biological process: arachidonate metabolic process; xenobiotic metabolic process.
AUGGAGAUAAGGGCAUUUUUGAUUGCUGUGCUGGUGGUUCUUCUGAUUCUGCACUUCCUGAAACAACUCUGGUCACGCAGGCAAUAUCCUCCAGGACCUUUUCUGCUUCCUGUCAUUGGAAGUUUGUGGAAAUCGGAGGCGAAGUUUUGUGAAGAUACUUUCAUUAAGAUGGCAAAGCAAUAUGGAAACGUUUACACCGUGUGGACGGGACAUAUACCCUUUGUAGUCCUGUCUGGAUUCCAGGCAGUGAAAGAAGCUCUCAUUGACCACUCUGAACAAUUUGAUGAGCGACCAGUGUUGUCUUUCUUUAACACAAAAGGAAAGGGUAUUAUAUUAUCAAAUGGUGAGGUCUGGAAGCAACAGAGACGGCUUGGAGUGGUUACUAUGCGGAAGCUGGGACUGGGGAAGAAAGGCAUGGAGCACCAAAUAGCAGAGGAGGCCCGUCAGCUUGUGGAGGUCAUUGCAAGUUCAAAGGGACAACCACUUGACCCCUCCUUGCCCAUCACUAAUUCAGUCUCCAACGUGAUAUGUGCUGUGGCUUUUGGGUAUCGGUUUGCUCUUGAAGAUGAAAAGUUCCGGAAGCUGAUAGAAGCCAUGGAUUUUGUCCUAAAAUUUCAAGGCAGCAUCCAGCAUUCUUUGUAUGAAAUAUUCCCAUGGUUCAUGAAACAUCUCCCAGGGCCCCACAAGAAGGCCUUGUCCUGCAUGGAGAUGGUAGUGUCAUUUGCAAAGGAGGAGAUAGGGAAGCAUAAGGAGAAUCUGGCUCUGCAUGAACCACAGGAUUUCAUUGAUUUCUAUCUACUUGAGAUGGAAAAAAACAGGAAUGACCCAGAGUCUAACUAUGAUGAAGAAAACAUGGCUCAGUGUAUCUUUGACCUCUUUGUAGCAGGGUCAGACACAACCACCGUUUCUCUGAAAUGGGCGCUUCUCCUCCUGGCAAGUCAUCCAGAUAUCCAAGAUAAAGCCUACAAGGAGAUAGAAGAUGUCAUAGGUUCUGCUCACUCAAUCAGCUAUCAAGAUAAGAAGAAAUUGCCCUACAUCAAUGCUGUGAUUCAUGAAACACAGCGCUUUAAAUAUGCCUUACUUUUUGGGGUUGUCAGGCAAUGUACAGAGGAUGUGAAGAUUUGUGGUUUCCUCAUUCCCAAGGUAUAGAAGCAUGAUACAACUGCACUCCUGUAUCCCAAGAACAAACAGAAUCACUGGGCUGCAGCGUACUGAGUGUUGCAGGCAGCCAUUCAGGAGCUUGUGUUGUCUAAAACCCGAAGAGCGAGAAAAACACACAAGAGCAGGAGUUCCAUCUGCUGACUUGUUUCACCAUCAGCUAGUGCUAUUUUUUUUUGUCAGGAGUAUAGUGUCAACAGUGUGAUGCAGCAUCAAAAGAAAAAAAGAAAAAAGCUAAUGCUAUACAAGGCUGCAUCAACAGAAGUAUAGUGUCCAGAGCAAGGGAAGUAAUAGUACUGCUCUAUUCUACUUUGGUCACACCACACGUGGAGUCCUGUGUCCAGUUCUAGGUACCACAGUUUAAGAAGGAUAUUGACAAGCUGGAACGUGUGCAGAGGAGGGUGUGCAAGAGUAUAAAGGGUAUGGAAAUUAAGCUUUAUGAGGAAUGAUUGAGGAAGCUAGUUAUGCUAAAGCCUGGGAGAAAGGAAACUGAGAGGAGAUAUGAUAGUCAUCUUCAACUAUCUGAAGGACUAUCACAUGGAAAAUAGAAAAAGCAUGUUUUCUCCUGCUCUAGGGGGCAGGACCUAAACCAAUGGCUUCAAGUUCUGACAGAGCUGUUGUGGACUU